AGAGGAAGCAACAGAUGCUGAUAAAUGCCUGUUCAAACAGCUGGUUGCUUUGGCAGUGAUCAGAUUUCGUAAUCAUAUUCCAACAAGCUGGUUCAGAGUGAACUUCACUAUAACUGUAGCAAAUAUGUGGCUUGUUAUAUACUUAUUCUUUUUACUUUGCUGCUCACAGGUAGUUGCAAAAAGCGAUGCAGAGGCAUUUCUUGACCAAUUCAAUCGAGAGGCACGGGAUGAACGUGCUACCAAAAUGGAAGCGACCUGGAGAUACAAUACGAACAUCACUGAUGAGAACAGCAAAGCUACGGUCAAUGCCGACUUAAAGUUUAGCCAAUACCUUUCACAAGUAAGAACUAACGCCUCAAAACACAGUGUUGAAAAUGCAACAGAGGACAUGAAGCGGCAGUUCAGCUUUAUUCUUUCCAGCGCAACAUCGAGCAACCAAACGAUAGUAAAAAAGGUUGCCGACCUCAGAGCAAAGCUGAAAGGUAUGUACAGCAAGGGAUGCGUCAAGGCAAUGAGCAACCAAGUUCCGUCUCUGAACAAGACCUGGGCUGGCCAAAAAUGUCUUAGCUUAGACCCCGAUCUAUACAAAAUCCUUAGCAAAUCUCGCAAUUACACCGAACUUCAAUUCGCUUGGAAAGGAUGGAGAGAUGCGACAGGUCCAGCAAUGAAAUCCGUGUAUACAGAAUUUGUUGAUGUACUCAACUCUGGUGCAAGGGAGAACAAGUGGAAAGACUAUGGCGACUACGUGCGGUCGUGGUAUGAAGUUGGAGAUCAGCUAGGACCCAUCGCAGAGAAACUGUGGAUUGAUUUGAAGCCAUUCUAUGAAGAGCUUCAUGCAUAUGUCAGGUUCAAAUUAUCGCAAAAAUAUGCCGAAGUCAAAGAUGGACAGCCAAUUCCGGCGCACGUUCUUGGAAACAUGUGGGCACAAACUUGGACCAACAUUUAUGAUUUGGUCGCACCAUUCCCAGAGGAACCUAAUUUGGACAUCUCUACAAAACUGGAGCAGCUUUACAAAAACAACAUAACUGACAUGUUUGUGAAGGCCGAAGAAUUUUUCACCUCCAUUGGCUGGAUGAAGCUUCCCAAUGGAUUCUGGAAGAAAUCCAUGCUUGAAAAGCCAAAGGAUGGACGUUCAGUUGUCUGCCAUGCAUCAGCUUGGGAUUUCGCAGUUACGAACCCGGAUAAAGAUGUUAGAGUCAAGAUGUGCACCAGUCCAAACCAAAAUGAUUUUAUCACGAUUCAUCAUGAAUUAGGCCAUAUUUAUUACUAUCUUUGGUACUGGAAUCAACCAUAUGAAUACCGAACUGGCGCUAAUCCUGGUUUUCAUGAAGCAGUUGGAGACACUCUCGCUUUGUCCGUUGAAACUCCUCAACAUCUUUAUAAAGUUGGCCUACUGGAUUCACUACCCACAAACAACCGAAGUGAGCUGAAUUUCUUGCUUAAAUCAGCCCUGAGCAAAAUUGCUUUCAUUCCGUUUGGAUACUUGAUGGACCAGUGGAGAUGGGCCGUUUGGAACGGAACAGUCAAACCAAGUCAGUACAACAGCAACUGGUGGGAGCUCAGGACCAAAUACCAAGGAGUUGUCCCUCCAGUUAACCGUAACGAGAAUGACUUCGAUCCAGGUGCGAAGUAUCACAUUCCUGGCAACACACCUUACAUCAGAUAUUUCAUGAGCUACGUCUACCAGUUCCACUUCCACAAAGCAGCAUGCAAGGCUGCCAAACACACUGGAACCCUGAACAAGUGCUCCAUCUACAAGUCUAAAGAAGCUGGAAAGAUCUUCAGUGAUAUGCUAAGCAUGGGAAAGAGCAAAACGUGGCAAGAAGCAUUCCAAAAUAUGACCGGAUAUAGUGAACUCACAGCACAGCCAAUUAAAGAUUACUUCCAGGUAUUAUAUGAUUGGAUGAAGGAACAAAGAAGAAAAGAGAAGUAUUCUAUUGGCUGGUCAAUGGCUCCCUCCCCAACAAAGGCUCCAACACAGAAUCCAACACAGGCUCCAACAAAACAACCAAAUACACCAAAAAGUGCUGCAACGCCUCUUCAAGGAUUCGCAGUUAGCAUAGCACUCGCAACUAUCCUAUCAACAAUAUUUGUGCUUUUCUAGGUUAACAGAGCAUAUUGGGUUUAAGAACAGUAAAACCUUGAAUUUGCGGAAAGGUUGCAUAUUCCAUGGGGUUUUUUAAACAGUAUGAUUACUUAACAAUCACAUGACCAAUCCUAGUUUGAACUUCAAUAAUCAAUCUUUUACAUGUCUUGAUGUAUUUUGUAUUUUAAGUCACACUUGCUUGAACAUCAGAAAUGGUUAUUUUUUAUUAUUUGCUACUGGCCUGUAUUUGAUAAGCAAGUUUUCGCCAAUUCUGGAAGAUUUUCUAGCAAAAAAGUGGGCAGAAUAUUCCUGUGAAUGAAGAGUUUCAGAUUUGUCCAGAUUUCACAGAAACGGGCAGCUGGCAACCAAUAUUAACUUUCUAAAGAACAGGGAUGUAUGGUUUUGACAAUCGGCUGAAAAAGAGGAAAUAUUUAUGAUUACUCGAGGCGUUUCUCUUGCAGUUUUACCCCUUUUAGUUGCUAAAUGGUCUUCAAGAUUUAUGACUCUACUUGUAAAUUCCCCCUUACCUCCCGAGUAUGAUUUUGGCUCUUAUAUUUACGUCAAAUGGAAGAUAUGUUAGACUUUGAUUUAGACUUAAUUCUAAGUAUGCUAUAGAGGUUUUCUUGCACAUUUGAAUUAAUUUCUGCUGUUUAAAUGCUUAAUAGAUCUGAUGUAUUUUGAUUCCUGAUUACGUUACAUAGUUUUUUGACAUUGCUAUUGUAAUAUACGCUUUAUUCCAAA
Messenger RNA from Rhopilema esculentum, 2827 nucleotides. RefSeq names its product angiotensin-converting enzyme. Gene Ontology annotation, biological process: proteolysis. Gene Ontology annotation, molecular function: peptidyl-dipeptidase activity; metallopeptidase activity. NCBI's taxonomy places the organism in Eukaryota, Metazoa, Cnidaria, Scyphozoa, Rhizostomeae, Rhizostomatidae. The record is from RefSeq and is a predicted model, not a curated record. Gene Ontology annotation, cellular component: membrane.